Molecule: messenger RNA, 1455 nt
Organism: Cynocephalus volans (Philippine flying lemur)
Lineage: Eukaryota; Metazoa; Chordata; Mammalia; Dermoptera; Cynocephalidae
Product: cytochrome P450 2F1-like
Biological process (GO): xenobiotic metabolic process; epoxygenase P450 pathway
Cellular component (GO): intracellular membrane-bounded organelle; cytoplasm
Molecular function (GO): oxygen binding; iron ion binding; oxidoreductase activity, acting on paired donors, with incorporation or reduction of molecular oxygen, reduced flavin or flavoprotein as one donor, and incorporation of one atom of oxygen
Source: RefSeq, a predicted model, not a curated record
AUGGGUGGUAUAAACACAGCCAUCCUACUCCUGCUCCUGGCUCUUGUUCUGUUCCUGACGUGCAGCUCAAGCAGCAACAGCCAGCUUCCUCCCGGACCCAGACCCCUUCCCCUCCUGGGAAACUUGCUGCAGCUUUGCUCUCAAGAUAUGCUGACCUCCCUCGCCAAGCUGAGCAAGGAAUAUGGCUCUGUGUACACAGUGCACCUGGGACCCAGGCGGGUGGUGGUCCUCAGUGGGUACCAAGCUGUGAAGGAGGCCCUUGGGGACCAGCGGGAGGAAUUUAGUGGCUGCAGUGACUACCCUGGCUUUUUCAACUUUACUAAGGGCAACGGCAUUGCUUUCUCCAAUGGGGAACGAUGGAAGGUCCUGAGGAGCUUCUCUGUCCAGAUUCUAUGGAAUUUUGGAAUAGGGAAGAGGAGCUUCGAGGAGUGGAUCCUGGAGGAAGGGCGCUUUCUGCUGGCGGAGCUGCAGAAAAUUGAAGGCAAGCCCUUCGACCCCACGUUUGUGCUGAGCCGCUCGGCGUCCAACAUUAUCUGUUCCGUGCUCUUUGGCAGCCGCUUCAACUACGACGAUGAGCAUCCACAAACCAUUACCCACCUCAUCAAUGACAACUUCCAAAUCCUGAGCAGACCCUGGGGCGAGUUGUACAACCUCUUCCCGAACCUCCUGGACUGGGUGCCCGGGCCGCACCGACUCCUCUUCCAGAACUUUGGGUGCUUGAAAGACCUCAUUGCCCGCAGCGUCCGCGACCACCAGGCCUCCCUAGACCCCCGCUCUCCUCGGGACUUUAUCGAUUGCUUCCUCAUCAAGAUGGCACAGGAGGAGCAGGACCCGCUGAGCCACUUGCACAUGGAUACCCUGCUGAUGACCACACAUAACUUGCUCUUCCGCGGCACCGAGACCUUGGGCACCACGCUGCGCCACGCCUUCCUCGCGCUCAUGAAGUACACGAAAGUGCAAGCCCGCGUGCAAAAGGAGAUCGACAGCGUGGUGGGACGCACGCGGCUGCCGUCGGUGGAAGACCUCGCGGCCAUGCCAUAUACAGAUGCAGUGAUCCACGAGGUGCAGCGCUUCGCAGACGUCAUCCCCAUGACCUUGCCGCGCCGCGUCACUCGAGACACGGCCUUUCGCAGCUUUGUGCUGACCAAGGGCACGGAUAUCAUCACCCUCCUUAACACCGUCCACUAUGACACCAGCCAGUUCCUGGCACCCCAGGAGUUCGACCCAGAGCAUUUGGAUGCUAAUCAGUCCUUCAAGAAGAACCCAGGCGCCGACUGUGCCCGGGCGGCGGGCCAGUCGCUGGAGCGCAUGGAGCUCUUCCUCUACCUCACCGUCAUCCUGCAGAACUUCACGCUGCAGCCGCUGGGGGCGCCCGAGGACAUCGACCUGACCCCCGUCAGUUCAGGGCCGGGCAAUUUGCCGCGGCCUUUCCAGAUGUGCCUGCGCGUGCGCUGA